UACUACCAGGCGGGUCCCCUGAAAACCUACUCUGCUAGUACAAUCGCGUGGAUCCCGUCACUUCAGAUCUUCUUCCUGUUCGCCAUGGGGCCACUCGUCGGUAUUCUGUAUGAUAAAUAUGGAGCGCGAACUCUCAUCCUCGCGGGCACACUGCUUCACGUUUUCGGGCUCAUGAUGGCGUCUCUGGCAACGAAAUACUAUCAAUUUCUCCUGUCCCAAGGAGUGUGCAGUGCUAUCGGAUUUGCAAUGAUCUACCCGCCUGGUGAGUUCGAUUUCCUGACCACCAUACCAUUGCCGCUUGCUAACUAGGUAUGUGAUAAAGCAAUCAGCAGCCUUGCCACCUGGUUUGUGAAACGGCGUGGAUUCGCUAUGGGCGUCAUGGUGACGGGCUCGUCAGUCGGUGGCGUUAUUUUCCCUAUCAUGAUCAGUCGCAUGAUUGACAGCGUGGGAUAUCCUUGGGCGAUGAGGACUGCGGCAUUUCUCAUUCUUGGUGUGCAAAUAUUUGCUGUGUUUACAGUGCGCCCGAGGACGAAACCCGUGGCCCGCAAGAUAUCUUUCAGUCACUAUCUUACGCCCUUCACCGAGUACCCAUUCGCCCUGUUGCUGCUGGGACUCUUCUUCCUGACUUUUGGCAUCUACCUUCCGGUCGUGUACCUAGCAUCUUCAGGGUAUCAGGUGGCCCAUAUGUCCCAGGAAAUGGCCCAAUACUUGGUCCCUAUUUUUAACGCCGUGAGUCUCUUCGGCCGUCUCGUUCCUGGGUAUAUUGCCGACAGGAUCGGCAGAUGGAAUACGUUCAUCAUCGCCUGCGCUUUGUGCGGAGUCUCAGAGCUCGCCGUCUGGCUUGUUGCAAAGACGUCGGCCAAGAUGAUCGGUUUCGCCGUCUUCUUUGGUUUCAUGUCGGGAGCAUUCACAAGUCUGUCUGGCGCUCUGCCUAUAUCGGUGUCGCCUGCGGGCGAGAUCGGCUACCGCUUGGGACUCACAUAUUUGGCUUUCUCGAUCCCCGGCAUUACUAUGGGAGUCAUUGGCGGUCCAAUCAUCGAAAGCUCAUCGUUCGGUUGGUCGGGCGUGGAGCUAUUUGCGGCGCUCACAUGUUUUGUCGGGUCUGCAAUUACGUUAUAUUCGAGAUGGCUCUACACCAACAAGAAGUUUUUCGAGAGAUUUUGAGGAAGGCGGAAGAGGCACUCCGGAUUUACUGAUGGCGACGUGGUAGAGUGUGGACAAUUUCUGCAGAGUAAGAGGAAUUUUAUCACACUCGGCAAUCUGCACUUUUCCACCCCGAUCACCAACUCCAUUCAGAAUGUCAGCAAGACACAGGAAAACGUAUUGAGCAGAAGAACAUAGCGGGAGGAUAGGGCGGGACAAUGCCAAUACGAAGUACUUCGUAUUCCAGGCGCACGGUU
Molecule: messenger RNA, 1400 nt
Organism: Mollisia scopiformis
Lineage: Eukaryota; Fungi; Ascomycota; Leotiomycetes; Helotiales; Mollisiaceae
Product: MFS general substrate transporter
Exons: 2
Coding region: 463-1164 (233 amino acids)
Biological process (GO): transmembrane transport
Cellular component (GO): fungal-type vacuole membrane
Molecular function (GO): transmembrane transporter activity
Source: RefSeq, a predicted model, not a curated record